Symbiodinium sp. CCMP2592 is the source of this 6117-nucleotide messenger RNA. The record is from the annotation of a GenBank genome assembly. NCBI's taxonomy places the organism in Eukaryota, Dinophyceae, Suessiales, Symbiodiniaceae.
GCCACGGCCGGGGCAGCGAAGAAGGACAGCAAGGAAGCAUACCACACGGCUUUCCUGGCGGCCAUCAGCGAGUACAACAACUACGGGGCUGCCAAAACAAGCUCGAAGUAUCAGAUUGACAGUGGCACAGCCAAUGCGAUGUUUGGCUUGAAAGUAGAGAUCGUGACCUUGUUGGGCACCGUUCAUGAGCACAUGGUUAAGGCUGUCGAUGCGUCCGGGAAUAGCCUUUUCUCCAAAGAGGUGCUGGAGGAUGUGAAUCGCAGAAUCUUGGAGGGGGACUAUCACGAGGAAGCCGGCACACACCUGGAAGCCAUCUGCCAGGCGUUCAAGCCGAACCACAUGGCAAUGUGGGCAGACAAUCUCCCAAGCCUACGUUCCGACUCCGCAAUGGGCGAUGCCGAGAACGCCCUCAACCAGAUGUCCGCCGAAACGCAACGAUUGACUUGGGAACAGGAUACUCUCAAGCUAGCCUCUGACGUUGCGAUGAUUGGCAAGAUGUACAGCAGUUUCCAGAAGAGUGAACGAACACGGAAUUCCUUGGGAGCUACACUUGUCGAGAACACGAUGGACAGGUGGUGCAAGCACGUCACUGGGACGGAGGACUUAAACACCAUUGCCACCCAGAUCAAGAAUAUCCUGAGCCGCAGACCCCUCGCGAGCAUGGCAGUGGUUAUGGCGCCGCGAAUCGAGGAGAAGCUGGAGGCAAAGGAUCUGACCUCGGAGAUGAUCAUCGUGAGGAUGGAGAAUCCACCCAGCUCGAAGGCGGUGCCAAUGAACCUGCCAGGAUGGCUUGUUUAUGAUGAUGCCGGAGUGGACGACAACGAGUUUGCUUCGUGCCGCUUGAGAAUGGACAGGGGGACCAGGGAGCCCAUACCCUGGACGCCUCAACGCCUCUACGUUGUGCCGAAUGAGCGAAGGAUGGCGGCGCAACUCCUGGCAGGAGGUGAAUUCCCUGUGUCUGUGAUGAGCGCCUGCCUCACCGGCGCGAACCAGGCCCUUUUGCCAGCAGUCAAAGCCAGCCGCUUGGUCAGGGUGAUCAACAUCACCCCUUACGACGGGCAUUUCGAAAAGGCAAUGCUCCGCUAUCAUCUGGGGGAAGACGAGCGUCCUCGCAUUUCCUGCUUAUCAGUCGGGCAAGACCCUGCCAUCAUGCAGUACUCCCAAUCGGUGCUCGCCCUGUCGCUCAUGGAGGACUGGAAGAAUGAUCACAAGAUGCUCCACUCGGAGCCCGGCUACAAGAAGUACGAGAAAAACCCAGUGGAACCCACAACGGACUUCGACCUCAGAGACUUCCCCUUGAAGAUGGUGACCUGCACCCUGGACAACAGCAAGCGAAGCUUGGAGAAGCUUCGACUUGCCCUGCCUACGGAGAUUCGGACGAAAUACGCCGCAGAUCCCUUGCGAAGCCAGGAAUGGUUGGAACUCGUGGCGGCUUUCGAUUCGCAGUUUGGCACCAACACGCCUGCCGCGACCGAAGCCUCGGCUGCGCCAGCUGCUGCUGGGACCUCGAAGCCAGGAUGGUCCAGUGAGCCAACGACUCUGGAUGCCCUUUGCUCUACCUACGACAUCGAGUUCAAAAUCGCAUCAAGAACACCUGGGGCAUCCCUGUUCAUUGUCAAAGCCACUGAUCGAGGCGGGAAUCUCUCGGAGGUCGAGGAGGGCCAGGACAUGAAGAUGUUCCUUGUAGCCACAGCCGCAGCUUCACCAACGACGGCCAGACCAUCGCCGCUGCCAAUGCAAUCAGAAGAUAGGACCGACCCAAUGCAGAGGGAGAAGCGAUCUGAGCUGGCACAGAGCUUGGCUGUUGCCAUGAAGCAGACCAAAGAAAAGCUCAAGAAGGACGGUGGUGACAGCAAGGCAAAAGACAAGCUCAAGAAGGACAGUGGUGACAGCAAGGCAAAGGCCACAGGUCUGAGUGCAGCUCAGAGCUGGGCAAAGGCGAAAAACGAGGGCAAGAAUGACGCGAAGAAGAAGGGCCCGAAAAGCAAGAAGGCCAAAAAGGCCAAGGCAGAGUCAGAGGAGCACCACAUCGAGGGGGAGGGCGAGGAGGAGGAGGACCUAGACGAGGUGGACGCCCUUGGCGAGGGCUUGUUGGACAGUGACGAAGACAUCAACAAAGAUGAGAAGAAGGAGGCAAAGAAGAAGGCCAAAGCCAAGGAAACGGCCAAGGAUGAGAAGGACACAGAGGAGACAGACGACAAGAAACCCGAGCCCAGCGAGGGCGAUGAAGCCACGGAGCCGGAGCCAACUGGCAAGCUAGGUGCGAAUAUGCUCAGCGAGUAUCACAAGGCUAUCCAUGCUGCUACGGCUCGCCUAACAGCAGAGCACCCGGACAAGAACAUCAAGGAGAUUAGGAAGCUUGCUCGUGAGGAGCACCCGGGCGACGUGGCAAACAUGCUCAAAUGCGCAUGGCACGACGACUCAGAUCGUGUGGUGAUGGAAGUGAAUGUGAACGCUCGAGCAAGCGACUCCGAGCCCUGUUCAUUGAGACAAAUGCUUCUCGAGCUCGAAGAAGCUGGCCUCGUGGAUUCCAGUUUGAACGGUGACGACCGCUUCGAGAUCACACCCAAGGCCUCACCGCUCUAUUAUCAGUACACGAUGGUGGCAAGGACGGCGAUUGGAGGUCAGAAGUACACGAGUGUGGCCUCUGCCUUCCCAAGCAAGGUGCUCCUGGCGUCCCGGGCUUUGCACAUGCUCUGGCGCGUCAGCAUGGCGCCUGAGCGAAACGAUGCUGGGAUCGAAGGCAAGCCACUCUACUUCCUGGACCAGGACAUGGAGCUAGCAGCCGACCGGGCCUGCAUCCACCUGGUCUGUUGUGAGUUGACCAUAGCCUUCCCAAACUCGAUCGCUCACGAUUCUGGCAAAUCGCUUACCGAUGGGAGUGCUGACACCCGCGGGACAAACGAUGCUCGUGCCCUUCUGAUAGCUGCUGAUGCGGGCCUUGAAGACUUGGCGGUCACUCAGUACCCAGACCACGGGUACAAGCUUAAUGCUCACAGCCGCAGGGCCUUGAAGACUUGGCGGCCCCAGCAUCCGAAAGAGUUCAAGGCACUGUCUCAGCCUUGGUGUGCAAAGCAGGGGUUGGAGGGUGUGGCGCUCUACCCGGCGAUCUCCUUCGAAGGUCGUGCAGCUUUCGUCUUCCAGGAGCUCUGCCAUCCCCCACCAGACGAUCAGAAGUUCCUUCCGUGGCCGCGGACACAUCGCGGAAAGUUUCGAGUUGACUGCCCGAGAAUUGGCAACUCCGAUGUCCUCGGGAUGUACAAGGAGUUUCAGAUUCACGGGGAAGUUUGCUUGAAGAAGCAUGUCCAACGGCUAGUAGCGACCAACAAGUACAGAGAAGCUGCCAAGUACGAGCGCUCUCGCAACAUCGAGAUGACCAAGGCUGGUGCCCAGGACGGCACGUACGUCAAAGCCGGAGCUUACAACGAUGCUCCCCUCUACCACUGCCCAUCCACCGGCUGGAUAUUCUUUGACCGGCCGCGCAACCGGUGGCUCAUCAAGGCAGAGACGGGAGGGAACCCCAAGGUGGUCGUCGGCAUGCUGGUCACCACUCAGCGUACACCGGGCGGCACUCAGGCCGGCGUCGUCGCGAAAAUCAUGAAGGAUGACCAAGUUGAGAUCACCUGGGCCGAUGGCAAUCAGGUCGAUCAGGUGAAGUCCACAGACGACCUGUAUCCGGUGUCACAGGCCCGGCAUUUCAAUGAUGACGGCACCUUCAAACUCCAAGCGAUGGCUGACCCCUUCUUGAAGGACACAGCGCCACCCUCCUCAGGUUGGCUGGCCGCACCAGAAGCCUCCGGAUAUGUCGAGCAAGAAGCUUUCGAUCUUGGUAUGAAGAACUUAGGCGUGGAGGAGUCCCAGGCAACUGCACUGGCAAGCGUGCUGCGGAGUCAGACUUUGAAAGGUGAGACGGUGAUUAUGCGCAGGCCCGGUCCGGACAAGAGCUUCGACGAGGAGUGGGCGAAGCUGUCGCGGAAGGAGGAUGCCUCAACAGCCUGGAAGGCCCUGGCUCUCGCUGCACAGAGUUGCUUCUUCGAGAAACGCGGUGUGCCGAAGGAAGCUCAAAUCAUCCAGACUGAGCAUCCCUAUCCCGCCGUCUCGCACAACUGGAAGAAGGAAAUCCAGAUGCCCGGCGAGAAAGGCAUGACGGUCGUCUUCUCGCAGAAGUGCCUGACCUUCGACAGCUGCGCGAGCUUGCGCGUCAAGUCAGGUGGGAUACCAAAGUCCACGAUGGGCCCCGGGCUGCGCGUGGAGGUCGAUGGCCUGGAUGGAACUCGAAAAUUUGGCGCCAUUUGCGAGGCUUUCGUGGAGGAGCGAGGUGGACGCAUGAUCAAGCUCGACUCUGACGAGGAGGAGACAGCCAAGCAGGAUGCUCCACCGACCCCGAAAGACAUCUUUGCUUUCGUGGUGGACGAAAAGGAGUCCCUGAGGAUCGAGUACGAUUUCAACGAGUUUGGCAACCCCGGCAAGGAGAUCAAAGGUUUGGUUCUGGAUCCAUCACGACCGCACCUUCCUGUGGCUCUAUCGGGCUUCAGCGAGUCCGGCCCGGCCCAGGCCGCAGGCGUGAAGGAGUGGUGGCGAUUGGAUAUCGUUCAAACGCUGCUGGGAGACUCCCAGUAUGCCUUCGAAGCAAUUCAAGGCGAAGACCUGGGCAAAGCCCCACAAGACGCUGAAGAUAUCAUGCAGAACCUGAACGGCUGCUUUCGUCGACUUCAGGCAGCUUUAACCCACAAGUUCGACGAGGAGUCCGACUAUCAGUCGCUGACAUUCUACUUCGUCAACGGCCUUGAGUACAAGCUUGUGCCAGAAGCCCACAUCACCUUCGAAGGCCGGAAAGUGUCAGACGAGAUCAAGUCCUUCGACGAUGAGGGCGGAACUUUGAUGAACCCGAAAGUGAAAGAGUUCAGUCGCCAAGACGGGCCCCUGUUUGCAGCGGGCGUCCGUCCAGGAUGGAUUCUCUCCCUGGAGGAUACUUUCUCCGAUGACAACCCGGACAAGAAGCCUGAUCUCUCCAAGGAAGACGUGCAGAGUGAUCCUUCGAAGGUUCUUGACCUCGAGAAUGUCACGCUCGUCUUCGAGUGUGAGGAUGCUGAGCCCAUUGAGCGCGGCCAGUUCUAUGGGGAGGGUUCGUACCAGUACCAGAGCCUGGAGUUGGAAGAGAACAUCUGCACGGUGUCUUGGGAGACGGAUGGUGAUGGUGGUGGCUCGCCGGAGCGUCGCUGGGGCAUCCUGGCGCUGAUUGUGCCAUCCGAUUCCGAGCCGAAGGUCGAGGGCCCUGCAAGGUGGCGAUUCGAGCAAACUUACGACUCCGUGCGGAUCCUCUCCGCGAUCGAGCCUGCCUUCAAGUACGUCGUCCUCUGGGAAGAGGAUUACACUUUCGAGCAGUCGCAGGACGAGGGCUUCGCCGACUUUGAGAAAGCGAAGGAGAAGUACGACUGGGCGGUAAGCCAGGGGUACUCUUGCAUCUUGGUGGAAGGGCACUUCAAAGAGAAAGAACAAUCUGGAGGACACCAACUGUACUGGAAGACGCGCUGGGAAGAGAAUUACCAGAAGGUGGCUGGACAGAAGUUGGAUCCAGACGUCGAAGAUACAGUGAACGUCGACGAGGAGGUUAAGGGAGAAGACGGGGAAGUCCUGUACAUCAAGCUUUCAGAUGGUCGUGGCUAUGUCGGGGUUUUCGAUGGCAUGCAAGAGAGGAUCCUCAAAAAGUGUCAGCCCUGGGACCUGGUCAUCGCAGAAGCCUCGGAGGCGCUGAUUCGGGCAGAAGGCAUCGGCGAUGCGACACCGCUCGCCUCGCGGGAAGGCUGGGAUGAGGCGCGGCUGAGGGCACUCUGUGCUCGUCAUGGUUGGGAGUUUGAGUGGAUGAGCGAGGACGGUGAGCGACGUCGUCGUGGCGCAGAGCGCCAGAGCAUGAUGCCGCUGCCCGCGGUCACCAUGAAGGCGGACACGCAGUGCCCCGAUGGAUUUCAGCCGACCGCGGCCACGCAGGAGAUCUCUGACAAAGCGGUUGGCACUGCUACCUUCAAGUGGUUUCAAUUCACCGAUGAGUUGGAGCUGAUCUUUCAGGUCUUCAUGGCUGUGGAAGGCAUCCUUUGGGCAUUGGGCGGUGGGAUCUAA